Messenger RNA from Juglans regia (Persian walnut), 788 nucleotides. Its product is annotated as cyclin-B2-4-like. The coding region runs from base 237 to 473 and encodes 78 amino acids. The record is from RefSeq and is a predicted model, not a curated record. NCBI's taxonomy places the organism in Eukaryota, Viridiplantae, Streptophyta, Magnoliopsida, Fagales, Juglandaceae. The transcript has 4 exons.
UCAUGCGGUUCGUCCCUUUUUCCUCUAAAAGUUAUUUUUCCUUUGUAUUAACCCUUAAAAAGCUGAAGGGAGAGGGGGAGGGAGAGAGAGAGAGAGAGAUCCUUCCGUGUCUCAAUGGAGUUUUCUGAAUAGUCUCUCUCUGUUUUUUUUUUUUUUUGAGUUUCAAGAAAGAUCGUAUUACGGCCAGAAAGGUGUACCAUGAUCAUGAUUUGGGAUGUCUUCUGCUGGAAAGAGAAAUGGUUGGAUCAGACGAGAACAAUUCGGGCGUGAUCGGACUCUCAAAUCUUCAAGAAGUUGGAUUUCGUGCUGGAGGUGGAAAAUGGGGUUUGGGCGUUGGACACAACCGGCGAGCGCUGAGCAGCAUUGACCGGAAUAUAGUAGGAGCGCCUUCUUAUCCUUGUGCUGUCAACAAAAAUGUCUUUUCAGAAGCCAGGUUUGGGUCUGAGAAUAAACGAUGGCUGGAGAGGAAGUGAAGGUAUCGGGGAUCGAGAAGUUUGAUGGCAUGGAUCAUGGAUACUGGAGGAUGCAGAUAGAGGAUUACCUCUAUGGGAAGAGACUUCAUCUUCCAUUAUUGGGGAUUAAGUCGGACUGCAUGUCAGUUGCUGAUUGGACCCUGUUGGAUCGACAGGUUCUGGGGGUUAUUCGUCUAACCCUGUCGAGAUCCGUUACACACAACGUCAUCAAGGAGAAGACGACUGCGGAUCUCAUAGUGGUUUUGUGAGGUAUGUAUGAAAAGCCAUAAGCAAAUAACAAGGUACAUCUGAUGAAAAAGUUAUUUAAUUUGAAGA